AUGGAAGCUAACCGCCUAAUUCAAGAGAGGUCCACAUGUUGGCAACAUUUUGAUAUGUUGUGGGUAGUAGAAGAUAAUGGGGUUGAACGAAGGCAAGCAAGGUGUAAGUAUUGUUUCGCUACACUUAAAGCCGAUCCAUCAAGACACGAGAUUGAAGAUGCGUUAACUCGACAAGAUGGUCAAGGAAUAAGUGUUGUUUUGUUCUUAAUUGUUUAA
Lactuca virosa is the source of this 216-nucleotide messenger RNA. Lineage: Eukaryota; Viridiplantae; Streptophyta; Magnoliopsida; Asterales; Asteraceae. The record is from the annotation of a GenBank genome assembly.